This is a messenger RNA of Drosophila bipectinata, 2985 nucleotides long. It is a transcript of the gene Vha100-2, whose product is annotated as V-type ATPase subunit a family protein Vha100-2. Gene Ontology annotation, cellular component: vacuolar proton-transporting V-type ATPase, V0 domain; plasma membrane; vacuolar proton-transporting V-type ATPase complex. Gene Ontology annotation, biological process: vacuolar acidification; proton transmembrane transport. The record is from RefSeq and is a predicted model, not a curated record. NCBI's taxonomy places the organism in Eukaryota, Metazoa, Arthropoda, Insecta, Diptera, Drosophilidae. Gene Ontology annotation, molecular function: proton-transporting ATPase activity, rotational mechanism; ATPase binding.
AAUUUAAACGCAGACGAUCGCUUGCGGCGGGCAGACGUGUUCUCCGCUUGAGAUACAAAUACAGCAGUCACGGAUACAGAUACUCUCGCUCGGCAACAAACAAGUUCUAAAUUUAUCGUUCGCGGGAAUCGAAUCUGGUGUCUCUGACAUUAAAAAGCGUUUUCGGAGCUGAGAAGGGAACGUAAACAGUCGCCAAGAUGGGGGACAUGUUCCGAAGUGAGGAAAUGGCCCUGUGCCAAAUGUUCAUUCAGCCGGAGGCCGCAUACACCUCCGUCUCGGAGCUGGGUGAAACCGGCUGUGUGCAGUUCCGCGACUUGAAUGUCAACGUGAACGCCUUCCAGAGGAAGUUCGUGACCGAAGUGAGGCGCUGCGAUGAACUGGAGAGGAAGAUCCGGUACAUCGAGACGGAGAUCAAGAAGGACGGCAUUGUGUUGCCCGACAUCCAGGAUGACAUUCCCCGUGCCCCCAAUCCACGUGAGAUCAUCGAUCUGGAGGCCCACCUCGAGAAGACCGAGUCGGAGAUGAUUGAGUUGGCUCAGAACGAGGUCAACAUGAAGUCCAACUACUUGGAGCUCACCGAGCUGCGCAAGGUUCUGGAGAACACCCAGGGCUUCUUCUCUGACCAGGAGGUGCUUAACCUGGACUCCACCAACCGUGCCGGCGGAGUAGAUGAGGCCACCGCCCAACACCGUGGUCGCCUGGGAUUCGUGGCUGGUGUGAUCAACCGGGAGCGUGUCUUCGCCUUUGAGCGCAUGUUGUGGCGUAUCUCUAGGGGCAACGUCUUCCUGAAGCGCUCCGAUCUGGAUGAGCCCCUGAAUGAUCCAGCCACUGGUCACCCCAUCUACAAGACCGUCUUCGUGGCCUUUUUCCAGGGCGAGCAGCUGAAGAACCGCAUCAAGAAGGUGUGCACUGGAUUCCACGCCUCCCUGUACCCUUGUCCCAGCUCGCACAACGAGCGUGAGGAGAUGGUGCGCAAUGUCCGCACUCGCUUGGAAGAUCUGAAGCUGGUGCUCAGCCAGACUGAGGAUCAUCGUAGCCGUGUUCUGGCCACCGUGUCCAAGAACCUGCCGUCGUGGUCGAUCAUGGUCAAGAAAAUGAAGGCCAUCUACCACACGCUCAAUCUGUUCAACAUGGACGUGACCAAGAAGUGCCUGAUCGGCGAAUGCUGGGUGCCAACCAAGGAUCUGCCUGUUGUGCAGAAGGCUCUGUCGGACGGAUCCGCCGCCGUGGGCAGCACCAUUCCCUCGUUCCUGAACGUGAUCGAUACCAACGAGCAGCCACCGACCUUCAACAGGACCAACAAAUUUACUCGUGGCUUCCAGAACCUGAUUGAUGCUUAUGGUGUGGCCUCCUACAGGGAGUGCAAUCCCGCACUGUACACUUGCAUCACCUUCCCCUUCUUGUUCGCUGUGAUGUUCGGCGAUUUGGGCCACGGCCUGAUCCUGGUCCUGUUCGGUGCCUGGAUGGUGCUCAGCGAAAAGAAACUGGCUCGCAUCCGCAACGGUGGUGAGAUCUGGAACAUCUUCUUCGGCGGUCGUUACAUCAUUUUGCUCAUGGGUCUGUUUGCUUGCUAUACUGGAUUCGUCUACAACGACAUCUUCUCCAAGUCGAUGAACGUAUUUGGAUCACGAUGGUUUAUCAACUACGACAACUCCACCGUUCUGCAUAACCCAUCUCUGCAGCUUCCACCCAACUCCUCUGCCCAAGGCGUGUAUCCGUUCGGACUCGAUCCCGUGUGGCAGUUGGCUGACAACAAGAUCAUCUUCCUCAACAGCUUCAAGAUGAAGCUCUCCAUCAUUUUCGGAGUGCUGCAUAUGGUCUUCGGUGUGUGCAUGUCGGUGGUUAACUUCACCCACUUCAAGCGCCCGGCCUCCAUCUUCCUGGAGUUUGUGCCCCAGAUUCUGUUUCUGUUGCUGCUCUUCGGGUACAUGGUCUUCAUGAUGUUCUUCAAGUGGGUCAGCUACAAUGCCAAGACUAGCUUCCAGCCCGAGACCCCCGGCUGCGCUCCUUCCGUGCUGAUCAUGUUCAUCAACAUGAUGCUGUUCAAGAACACUCCUCCCCCCAAGGGAUGCAAUGAGUUCAUGUUCGAGGCCCAGCCCGACCUGCAGAAGGUCUUUGUCCUCAUCGGUCUGUGCUGCAUCCCCUGGAUGCUGUUGGGCAAGCCUCUCUACAUCAAAUUCACACGAAAGAACAAAGCUCACGCCAACCACAAUGGUCAGUUGACUGGCAACAUGGAGUUGGCUGAAGGCGAGACCCCGUUGCCCACUGGGUUCUCCGGAAACGAGGAGAGUGCUGGCGGUGGCGCCCAUGGCCAUGACGAUGAGCCCAUGAGCGAAAUCUACAUCCACCAGGCCAUCCACACCAUCGAAUACGUGCUCAGUACCAUCUCUCACACUGCCUCGUACCUGCGUCUCUGGGCUCUGUCUUUGGCCCAUGCUCAGCUUUCCGAGGUGUUGUGGAACAUGGUGCUGUCCCUGGGUCUGAAGAUGUCUGGUGUGGGCGGUGCCAUCGGCCUGUUCCUCAUCUUUGGCGCCUGGUGCCUGUUCACCCUGGCCAUCCUUGUCCUGAUGGAGGGUUUGUCUGCCUUCCUUCACACCCUGCGUCUGCACUGGGUGGAGUUCAUGAGCAAGUUCUACGAGGGUCUGGGCUACCCCUUCCAGCCCUUCAGCUUCAAGGCCAUCCUGGAUGGCGAGGAUGAGGAGUAAAUCCUUCUCUAUGUGCUCAAACUAUGUACAAUUAUCAGCGAACUUUGUUUUCCCCCCGAUUAUUUGUUAAAUGUUUUUGUUUUUUUGUUUAUUUUUUUGGAUUUUGUCAGUAUUGUGGUGCUCUUCCCACAUUUUUUUGUAUUCCAAGUGUUUUUAAAGUAUUCCUCACCUGAGUUGUGCCUAGUAUUCUCAAAAACGGUUUCAAAAGCAAUAAUUUGAUAUUGAUUGUUAUAAAUAAAUACUUAUACUAAUUAUAAUAAAUAUGCAGCAAAGAAGAGAA